Messenger RNA from Puccinia graminis f. sp. tritici CRL 75-36-700-3, 4080 nucleotides. RefSeq lists its product as uncharacterized. Gene Ontology annotation, molecular function: G-quadruplex DNA binding; ATP hydrolysis activity; single-stranded telomeric DNA binding. The record is from RefSeq and is a predicted model, not a curated record. Gene Ontology annotation, cellular component: nucleus; Mre11 complex; condensed nuclear chromosome. Lineage: Eukaryota; Fungi; Basidiomycota; Pucciniomycetes; Pucciniales; Pucciniaceae. Gene Ontology annotation, biological process: chromosome organization involved in meiotic cell cycle; telomere maintenance via telomerase; telomere maintenance via recombination. The transcript is spliced from 27 exons. Bases 1 to 4080 code for a protein of 1359 amino acids.
AUGAAAGAACCAGUUGACUUUGAACAUCCAAGAAGACGUACUACAACUAUCCAUCCAGUAUCGAGAAACGAAAAAAUAACGAAACGGAGGAGUAGAGACUGGCCCAGAAGGCGGUCAACUAGCCAAAAUGUACUCGACCCCUCCAAUCAAACCAGUUCUUUGUCCCAAAUCGACAAACUAGCAAUACGCGGGAUUAGAAGCUUCGAUAAUCAGUCAAUAGCCGUCAUUCAAUUUUAUUCUCCACUAACUGUCAUCGUUGGUCACAAUGGGAGUGGAAAAACCACAAUAAUCGAGAGUUUAAAAUACAUCACAACCGGUGAUUUGCCGCCCAACACUAAAGGUGGUGCAUUCGUACACGAUCCUUCAAUUGCUGGUGAAUCCGUGGUGAUGGCCGAAGUCUUACUAAGGUUCAAGAACCUGGCGGGGGCCAAGUUAAUCGCAAGUAGAAGACUACAGGUGUCCAAGAAGAAAAAUACCGCGCUUACAAUGAAAACACUCGAGGGCACUCUAUCCUACAAUGAUGAUAGCUCUGCUCCCAACUCGAAGAGAAGGACCAUUUCUACCAAAUGCGCCGAGAUGGAUUCCGAAGUACCGCGACAUCUAGGUAUCUCGAAGGCUAUCCUGGAAAAUGUCAUAUUUUGUCAUCAAGAGGAGAGUAACUGGCCGCUAUCUGAACCUGCAAGUUUGAAGAAAAAAUUUGACGAGAUUUUCGAAGCUACCAAGUACACCAAAGCUUUAGAUAAUAUCAAGUCAAUCAAGAAAGAAGCGGCCGUCGAGUUGAAAGUUGACAAAGAAAAAUACGCUGCUCUGGUAGUUGACAAGAAUCGGGCCGAAAAACUUCAAAAUACCAUCGACAAACUUACGGCCGGCAUUUCAGCCAAAAAAGAACAAUACAAAGAGUUGGAAAUCAAGGUCAAAGACCUGGGUGAAUCGAACAAAUCGUUCUAUGAGCAAGCUGCUCGGUUUCACCAGGUUGUCAACGAGCAUUCUACACUCUCCGACAAAAAAGCAAAUAAAGCCAAAAUUGCCGAAGAUCUCAAGGAAGAUAUGGUGGAAAUGGCUGACUCAACUAUGUCGCAAUUACAUGAACAGCGAGAGCAAUCCAAGAGUAGUUUAUCCAGUCAUACUCAACGUCUAGCGAGUGCCAAGUCAGAAUUAGCGACAGUCGAAGGAGAACUUACGAAAUCUCGCCAUAAGCACCAAGCCAAGCUCACCGAAUUCGGUCAACUCAAAGCUCAAGCCCAAAGAAAACUGGCUGCGCUGGGAGAGCGACAGAAAAUUAUAGUCGACGUCAGUUCAACGCAUAAUAUACCCGAAUUCCAGCUGGAAAUAACGAACGAAUAUCAAGUUACCGAGUUUUUUAACUUACUGAGAGAUCGCCAAAAGCUUGUCGUCACUAAGCUUCAGAGCACCAAGACCGCAGGUAAAAAAGCUGAGGAAGAAAGACAAACGGAAAUAUAUGAGCUGAAGAAUCAAAGAGGAGCUACUCAACAGCAAAAACAAGCUUGUUCGGAUCGCAUGAGCGUGAUUAGAGUAAAAAUUCAAAACUUGAUGGAUCAGAUUGGAGGGAUCAAAGUGACUAAAGGUGAUAUCAAAUACUUAUCAGAGAAUCUCGAAGCUAAACUGGAGAGUUCGAAGAAUCUCAAGGAAGAAAAUGAAAACGCCGGUCAUGAUCAAAGGAUCAAAGCAAAGCAGGAAGGCAUUAGACAGUUGGAAGAUGCACGGGAGAACCUUCACGCUGAACUAGUUGGACUAAAUCGUGAAUCCGAUACUCGAGCCAAGCUUUCGUUGAAACGUUCCGAUGUUAUGAGGAAGCAGCAGGGAAUCGAGGCUUUGAUUGAGGAACACGGGGCGAAAUUUCGAGAGUUGGUGAAGAUGGAGUUCGCGCCCAAGACUGCUGAAAAAGAGAUUAUCAGCGUUCUCCGUAUGACGGAGCGUACUCUAUCAGAGGCCACCCAACAUUACACUAAGGUGACGAAAGACAUGCAAACAAACGAGACUAAAUUACAAAUGAACAAGUCGAACCUAGCGUCAACUGAGGCAGAGCUUGAGACUCUUGAAAAAAAGAUUAACCGCGUGACGAAAGGUACAUCGCUCACCUCAGGGAUUAGAGAUACAGAAUUGGAAAUUCAAGAUCUGCAGAGGGAUCUGAAUGCCGUUGGGUUUCUUGUCGCAUUUCAUGAGAAACUACUCAGAGAUUCCAAAGAGCCCAAUAAAUGUGGAAUUUGCCACCGUAUGUUCAAGAAUGAAGAGGAAAUGGCCGUUUUCGAGCGCCACUGCCAAAAUACGAUCGACAGACAACCUGCUGAAAAAGUCCAAAACGAGACAAAGCUACAAGGUUGGAAAGCUCAAUUGGAACGCUUCAAGAAGAUUUUGCCUUUGGACAUAUCGGCAACUAAGCUUCGAGAUACAGAUAUAACAAACUUGAAAAAGGAAAUAAGCACCCUUGAAUCACAAUUUGACAGCGCUAGCCGAAAGGUGGAAGAAGCAAAGAUCAAGGUAGAUAAACUGAAAGAUCUGAUCGGUGAACUCGAAAUCUGCAAGCGCUCUGCCGCAGAUGCGAGUAGAAUGUCUGAAGAAAUUGAUGAACUCCAAAAUGAAAUCAAGAACCUUGAGAGAGAUUUAGAAAGCUCGGGCACCAAAAGGACAGCAGACCAGGUUCAAGAAGAGCUGGAUGAUCUGCAAUUACAAAUUGGGGAAUCGAAGAGAGAGCUUGAGUCCCAUAUUGCCGACCGGGACAGGAAACGGAUGGCGAUACACAACCUGGAAAGCGAAAUUCACCAGUUGGAAUUGAACUUGAAUUCGAAGCGGCAGCAAAAGAAAGAAAGAGACAAUUUCGAAGCUCAGAGGGAGGAUUUCAAAAAAGAAAUUGCUGACCUCGAACAGAAGACAAAAGAAAUUGAAGAAACAUUGAAGAAAUUUGCUGAACCUUUACGGGCCAAGGAGAUUGAGUUAGAAGAGAUACGUGCGGAAAAUGUGGCUGCAGAAGCUGAACAGACAAAUGAACUCCAAAGUUACAAUAAAAGUCUGAGUCGAUUGGAGACUAUCAAUAGUGAAAUCCAAAGAUUUAACGAAAUGGAUAUUGGUGCAAAUUCUGAACGCUGUCAACGAGAAAUUCAAGCACUUGUCGAAAAAAUCAAAGCGAUCACCCAACAGAUAUCGAAACUGCAAGACGAUUUACAGGCGUUGGAUAAAGAGCAAGACCGGGCAAAAGCGCUCGAAAGGAAUAUUACUGAUAAUAUUCGUUACCGAAACUAUAAACUCGAGAUUCAAGAGUUGGAAGACAAAAUAAGUAGAAUAGACGUUGGAAAGGCGAGAGAAGCUUGCCAAAAAUAUGAUGCCGAGUAUCACAAAGCAGAAAAGUGGUUGGCCGACCUCAAAGCUGAACAAGCUAAACUCGGUGGAGAGAUCGGGAUGGAUAAAAACAAUUUGAAAGAAAAAAUGGAAGAAAGGGAAUCUGAUUUUAAGGAUAUCAUCAAACGACAUCGGGCCCAGCUAGUCAAAGUUAAGACUGUCGAAAUCGCAAAUCAGGAUUUAGAUAAAUACGCUAAAGCUCUCGACCAAGCAAUUAUGAAAUAUCAUUCUCAUAAGAUGGCUGAGAUAAACGAUACAAUUCAGACCUUGUGGAACAAAACUUAUCAGGGAACAGACAUUGAUAACAUUUCAAUCAAGUCCGAAAACGAAAACGCCAAGAGCAAUCGAUCUUACAACUACCGAGUAGUAAUGAUGAAAGAUCAAGUCGAAAUGGACAUGAGGGGUCGUUGCUCUGCUGGCCAAAAGGUUUUAGCGUCGAUCAUCAUCAGAUUAGCAUUGGCUGAGUCAUUUGGGACCAAUUGUGGCAUUCUUGCCCUCGAUGAACCUACCACUAAUUUGGAUAAGGAGAACAUUGAUGCAUUGGCCAAUUCCUUAGCUGAAAUCAUCAAAGAGAGAAGGGAUCAGGCAAAUUUCCAAUUGGUAGUUAUUACCCACGACGAAGAUUUUCUGAAUAGAUUAGGUCAGGCUGAUGUUUUGGACAAGUACUGGCGUGUCAGUCGAAACCAGCAGCAAAAAUCGAUCAUUGAACGACAGCGGAUGAUCUAA